Molecule: messenger RNA, 522 nt
Organism: Caenorhabditis angaria
Lineage: Eukaryota; Metazoa; Nematoda; Chromadorea; Rhabditida; Rhabditidae
Source: the annotation of a GenBank genome assembly
AUGAAGUCUCUCAUUUUGCUGACAAUCGCCAUUUUUGGAUGCACCUUAGCCAUGAGACAACAGGUUUUUUUUUAAUUUUAAUAUAAAAAAUUAAAAUUUUCAAAAUUUUUUCAGUCGGUCGCGGUUUCCGGCAAGCUCAUGUGUGGGCCAAAACCGGCUGGCGGUGUUAAGGUGAAGCUUUGGGAUGAGGAUGAUGGUCCGGAUCCGGAUGAUGUUUUGGACGAGGGAUUCACCAAGGAUGAUGGAACCUUCCAUCUUUCGGUGGGUUUUUUCCUGAUUCACUGUGAAAAUUACCCGCAACUCAAAUAACUCCAGGGAUCUGAACGUGAAUUGACCAACAUCGACCCGGUCUUCAAGGUUUAUCACGAUUGUGACGAUGGAAUUAAACCCGGACAACGUAAAGUGAAAUUCCGCAUUCCGGACAGUUAUAUCAGCCCCGGCGGAAACCCGAGAAAAGUUUUCGAUAUUGGAGUUUUGAACUUGGAGACUAUUUUCCCUAAAGAGGAAAGAGAUCUUUUCUAA